Molecule: messenger RNA, 1871 nt
Organism: Etheostoma cragini (Arkansas darter)
Lineage: Eukaryota; Metazoa; Chordata; Actinopteri; Perciformes; Percidae
Gene: klhdc3l
Product: kelch domain-containing protein 3
Exons: 8
Coding region: 189-1544 (451 amino acids)
Cellular component (GO): cytoplasm; Golgi apparatus
Molecular function (GO): protein binding; chromatin binding
Source: RefSeq, a predicted model, not a curated record
GCUGUGUGGAUUUGAAUGGGAAUGGCCGGUCUACUGUCAUUUACUGUAUGGAAUCGAGUUAUCUAAAGGACUUUCCAAUGAAGAGCCCAAAUCUCCUGACGACCCUGAAUGCAGCACAAGCCCGUUUACAGAGAGAGAGACAACAAUCAGACGAAGAGAAGCAUCUCCACAUGGUCCAGUGAGAGCAGAUGAUGCAAGCUAUGAGGCACAGUAGUCCUUGCCUGUGGACUCGGCUCCUGCAGGACAGCCAGGCCCCAUGUGACCGCUACAAGCAUGCCUGCUGCAGCUACGGUGGACAUGUCUACAUCCUGGGAGGGAGAGACAGCAGCACUUUGAGGGACUUCUGGAGGUACAGCGUGGUUUGUGACCAGUGGACGGAGUUGAACUGCACCAGUGAUGCUGCACCAGAAGAACUAGAAGGACAUUCUAUGGUGGCUCAUGAGGGCUUCCUGUACGUGUUUGGGGGCAUGCUGGAUUCUGCGUACAACGAGCAGAGAUGCCCCCUCUGGGUAUUUGACAUCGCGAAGCAGAAGUGGGUGCCCUGCCAGGGAAAGACCAGUUCCCCUCAGAGCCAAAUGCCAACCAACAGAAAGGGACACAGUGCUGUGCUGCUCGGGUCUGCCAUGCUGCUGUAUGGAGGGUUAGUGGACAUGAAAGGAUCCUCGCAGGACUUUUGGAGUUUAGAUUUUGAUUCCAUGGCUUGGUCUCUGCUGAAUGGCUCCCAGCAGCAGGGCCCUUUAGGCCCCGGCCCCAGACACAGCCACUCAGCUGUGAGCAGCCACAGCUGCAUGUACCUGUUCGGGGGUCUGAAAGGCCUACAGGAGCAGAGGGACUUCUGGAAGUGGACUUCCACCAGCAACACGUGGAGUUCCCUCAAAAACAAGGCCGGCCCCUCCAGGCUGAUGGGCCACUCUGCCGUGGCCUACCAGGACAGUAUGCUUCUUUAUGGGGGAUGUGAGAGCCAGAACUCUCCAAAGCACUGCCUGUGGAGGUACUACUUCAGCACUCAGACCUGGAGGCAGGUUGCCACGCUCCCCGGCUCCAACCCCCCAGGGAAGAUCCACCACUGCUGCGUCGGGCUGGGUCCAAGCUACAAGUCCAAGAGCUGCAGCAGCCCCUGCUCCGGCUCCACACAACCCAGGCUGCUGGAGGGGAAACCAAGGCCCUUCAAGAACAAGUGCUUCCCCACCCCGCCUAGGAAGAGGUUUCUAGGAUCAGAGGGAGCUAUAGAGCUGGAGACGUUCAGCCCGGCCAGAUGCUUCAUUAGCAAAACCCCCACACAGUCCUCCCAACUGUUCAACAGCAAAGAGGGCUUAACGGAGAGGGAGGCACAGCAGAUUGAAAACUGUCUGACUUUUGAAAACCAGGUGUUUAGGAAACAGUGGGGGUGCAGAAGAGAUAACCUGCUGGACAAGGAGGAGGAGGAGGAGGAGGAUGAAGAUGUAGCCGCGCAUCUGCCUGAUCUGCUGCUGGUGCUGGGUGGGAGACCGUGCACCCCCCACAGCCCUAUCUCCAUAUGGCAAAUGACUCUGACAGACUCAUAGCAGCUUGGGAAAAAAAGAAACUUUGGGUUAACAUGUUCUCUAUAUGAGAAAUAUAAAGAAAAAAAACAUGCAUCGUAUAUGUUUAAAAGGUUUACUGACAUGCUGUGAACAACAGAAUAACUCAACUAUUUUUAUAAUCCUGUUGCUCGUGUUGUGAGUUUUAAUGUCAGGAGUUGCAUUUACACAUUUCCUUUUUGCAGAAGUCAAAUAAAUUAUCAGAAAAUGUUAUUAAGACAAGCUGUAGAAUGAUUGCAGUCUUGAACAAUGAUCUAAUUCAUAGCGUCGUGAAAAACAAACAGCACACAUAUGAACAUAAAAAUGGCAAAA